Molecule: messenger RNA, 4887 nt
Organism: Chanos chanos (milkfish)
Lineage: Eukaryota; Metazoa; Chordata; Actinopteri; Gonorynchiformes; Chanidae
Gene: nup153
Product: nucleoporin 153
Exons: 22
Coding region: 22-4638 (1538 amino acids)
Biological process (GO): protein import into nucleus; RNA export from nucleus
Cellular component (GO): nuclear pore
Molecular function (GO): structural constituent of nuclear pore
Source: RefSeq, a predicted model, not a curated record
GCAGAUUCAGUCUAGUUAGCCAUGGCGGCCACAGGAGGAGGGAAAAUUAGAACAAGAAGAUAUCAUAUCGCUUCUAAACCGUACGCCAAAGGCAAACAGCAGCCAGGCCUGAUAAGUCGAGUCACAGACACAGUCAAGAGCAUCGUCCCGUCCUGGCUACAGAAGUACUUCAAAAAUGGGGAGAUGGUGGAAGAGGAGGGAGGCACACCUGUGGAGGACCAGAACAACGUGGCCCCUCCCCCCAACGGCAACGAGGAGACUGUCCCACUCCCAGACGGAAGGGCCACGCCCGAACCUAGCACUAGUAACACAGAACCUUCUACGAGCAGAGCGUCUCUCAACUUCCAGGACGCCCUGUCACGGCCCCCGCUCAACCGCUCUCACCUGCACUUCGCCAGCCUGGACGGCUCGCCGGCGCUGGCGGGCUCCAGUUCCCUCUUCUCCCAGCCUUCCACGUCCUCCGCCCCCUUCGGCGGGGGCUCCUUCGCCGUAGCCUCCUCCAGUUUCUCCCUGGUGAAGGAGAUCAAGGACUCGAGCUCGCAGCACGAAGACGACAACAUCUCCACGACCAGCGGCUUCUCGUCCCGGGCGUCCGACAAGGAUGUACCUGCUUCAAAGCCUGCACCGCUGCUCUGGUCCCCAGAGACCGACCGAACCCACUCCGGAUCGCAGCCGGCCCAGUCCAGUAUGAAGAAGCCCGCCUUCAACCUGUCAGUCUUUGGCACAUCCGCAUCGACAACAAUGAGCAACUCAGUGCUGAACUCCAGUCAGUUAGGGGACUCACCUUUCUAUCCAGGGAAGACCACAUACGGAGGAGCUGCUGCUGCCAGGACAGCCCGCCCACACCCGGGAACUCCUUACCAGGCUCCAGUGAGGAGACAGAUUAAGGCCAAGCCUGCCGGGGCCCAGCCGUGUGGGGUGACCAGUGCCACGGCCAGACGCAUCCUACAGUCUCUAGAGCGCAUGUCCAGCCCGCUCGCCGAUGCUAAACGAAUCCCAUCUACAAUCUCUUCACCUUUGUCGACGUCACUGGGCCAUUCAGAUUUAGACAUUUCACAUUUACAAUCUAAGAAGAAGAGGCUGGAUCCAGCGUUGCCGCCUGUCCAGAAGCUGGUGGUCCCGUCGGCAGCGAGCCUUGGGGGGAACCGCUCCAUGUCUUUCCGGCCCUCUCUGACUCCUGGCGGAGUGACCAGAGCGGUGGAGAAGACCGGCAGAGAGACGCCUGUGAGACAGUCGCCGCAAAUCCCAGAUGCUCCUCCGACCCUCCCUCAAAGCACAAUCAGUCUGCCCUGCCCUCUGUCAAGCACGCCUGCAGCCAACAGCACAGGCUCAGGAGGAGGUAAAAUGAAGAGGGAGAGGAGCAUACGACCCUCAUCCAAAAAACCUGAAGAAGAGGUUGCCACGUUACCAGACCUACCAGCCAUUUCUCUUCCCAUAAGCACCUUUUCUUUGCCCACGUUCAGUUUCUCUUCACCUCCCCCCACCUCCUCAGUCAUGUCCACUGCCAACCCAAUGACUCCUGUUGCUGAGGAGCCUGUCUCUAGUAAGGAACCGCCCGCCGCAUCAUCGCCACCCUGCGUUCCCUUCACCUUCUCCUCACCCAUCGUCAAGGCAACCGCUGCUAGUCCGCCGUCUUUCUCCCCAUCCUCUGGAUUUACCUUCAGUGCACCUGCUAUGAAAACUGGUCCCUCGAAUCCCAGCGGGGAGACUAUACCAAUGGUUGUACCCGUGAAAUCCUCUACUAGUGAAAGCAAGGAUGAGUUUAAGGGACUUGCCAAACCUGCAAAAGUCCUUAAACAAGGCAGUGUCUUGGAUAUUCUUAAAGGACCUGGAUUUGCUUCUCCGGCGAGGAGCUCCCCCAGUCCGGAAACGUCCGCACAAACCCCGGCCUCCACUCAGGCUGCACUCGUCGCCCCUGCCACUGGUUUCGGCGACCAGUUCAAACCGGCGGCGGGAUCCUGGAACUGUGACACAUGCCUGCUGCAAAACAAACCCUCGGACAAGAAAUGCGUGGCCUGCCAGUCGCCACAACCAAACGCAGACUCUUCUUCUAAAUCGGACAGUAAACCCGCCGAGGCCCCUUCCGGGUUCGGCGCUCGUUUCGCCCCUCCGGCCGGUAGCUGGGAAUGCGACACGUGUCUGGUUCAGAACAAACCAGAGGUGGUCAGAUGCGUGGCCUGUGACACCGCAAAACCCGGGACUGGAGUUAAACCCACCCUGACGUUACCCGCCAUCUCGGAACCCGCUCCCUCUUCUUCCUCCGCCCCUGCAUCCACUACCACAGCCACCGCCUCCACCUCUCAGGCGUCUGGGUUCCUGGGCUUUGGGGACAAGUUUAAGAAGGCGGAGGGGGCGUGGGAGUGUGACGUGUGCAUGGUGGAAAACAAAGCACAGGACGUUAAGUGUGUAGCCUGCCAAAGCGCUAAACCAGGAGCAAAGGCCGCAGCAGCCCCGGCUCUACCUGCCGUCUCUACCCCUGCCAGCACUGCGCCUCCUCUAGGCUUUGGAGACAAAUUCAAAAAGCCAGAGGGGAGCUGGGAUUGUGAUGUUUGCUGUGUACAGAACAAGGCGGAAGACCAGAAGUGUGUUGCCUGCCAAUCUCCCAAGCCUGGAGCUAAAGUAGAGGUCAAAGGUUUCGGGUCUUCAUCUUUUGGUGUCCAGUCAUCCAGCCUGGAUUCCAGUUCGACUGGUUUCAAGUUUGGUACCAGUUCUUCAGACUCUACCUCUGGAGGUCUUAAAUUUGGUGCUGGUUUUUCAGAUUCCUCCACAACUACACAAGGGGGCUUUAAAUUUGGCAACACCUCCUCAGACUCCAAUUCCACAGGCUUCAAAUUUGGCGCUGCUUCGUCCUCCUCCUCCUCCUCCUCCUCAAACUCUUCAGGUGGGGGGUUCAAAUUCGGAACCUCAGCAAAAGCCCCCACCACAGACACUGCUGGUUCUGCUGGAGGUUUUAAGUUUGGAGCCACGUCUACAGAAGCCUCCACAGACGCAACAAGUUCUGCUGGCGGCUUUAAAUUUGGAGGAGCUUCAACAGAAAGCGCCUCCACAGAGACAAGUUCAACUGGAGGAUUUAAAUUUGGUGGUUCCUCAACCGAAACGUCCUCCAAAGACACAGGUUCUGCCGGAGGUUUUAAAUUUGGAGGAGCCUCAACUGAAACCUCCUCCGCGGACAAAAGCUCUGCCGGGGGCUUCAAGUUUGGCGGUUCCUCCUCCGAAGGCUUCAAAUUCGGAUCUGCCUCAAACUCUGCAUCUUCAGCAAGCGAAGAGAAGAAGGAGGAUUCGCAGUCUACAGGUGCUGGAUUGCAAUUUGGGGCUGCCAGCGAAACCCCCGCUGAUUCGAACGCGAAGCUGAGUUUCACCGCAUUUGGGUCAACGCCCCUCCCCGCGGAGGCUGCGUCUACCACGUCGGCUCCAAACGCGCUCCCUGUUUUCGGGAAGCCGACGGUGACGGAGCCCGCUGCGACGGCCCCGAAAUUCGGGGAACCAGCAUCUAAAGAACCGGCCUUGGCCGCCACAGGGUUCUCAUUUGGUAAAGCAGAAGAGAAGAAGGAUACUUCCAUGCCUUCUGGAUUUUCUUUCGGUGAGACCAAGGAGGCCGAGAAACCAGCUGCAUCCCUGAGUUUCUCUUUCAGUAAACCAGACCCGCCGAAAGACCAGCCCAAACCCACCUUUUCAUUUGGUAAACCCCCCGAGAAAACUGAUUCUGCAGAUGCCCCAAAGCCUAGCUUCAGCUUUGGGCAGAGUGCCUCAGAUGCCACUGCUCCGAAGCCUGCUUUUGGCUUCAUGGCCAGUACCUCUAGCACCCCUGCCACCUCCAACCCCGCCCCCAGCUUGUUUGGAACUUCAGGCAGCGCCGCCCCGGCCGCCAACCCCGCCCCCAACCCCGCCCCUGCCACCGCUCCCGCCCCCGGCAACACCUUCGUAUUCGGGCAAAGUGCUUCUUCCGAGACUCCCAAGACCUUCCUGUUUGGACAGCAGCAGGACACCCAGUCGGGCUCAGCCGCGCCCUCCACCGCCCCGGCACAGCCUUUCCUCUUCGGAGCCGCAUCCAACACGCCGACCGCUUCGUUCUCUUUUGGCGGUUCUGCAGCCUCCACGCCGGCUUCUGCUGCCCCGGGACCCUCAGCUACACCGUCUCCAUUUGUCUUCAACUCUGGCACCCCUUCCUCUGGCUUUGGCUCUGGUCAGACACCCAUUUUUGGACAAGGCUCCUCUCAAACGAGCGCUCCAGCAUUUGGCGCCGGAGCCUCUUCGUUCCCUGCCCCAGCCUCCCAGCCCCCCGCUUUUGGAGCCAAGCCCAAUGCUGCUCCUGUAUUUGGCCAGCAGACUAACCCCACACCUGCUUUUGGAUCCUCUACUGCCCCCAGUGGCCAAGGGUUCCAGUUUGGAGGUGCCAGUGCUUUCGGGGCACCAAGUAACACCACAGGUGUUUUUACGUUCGGGGCGGCGGGAGGCCCUGCCGUAACCCCAGCGGCCUCGCCUGCCAUGCCAGCCCAGCAACCACCCCCUGGCUUCAGCUUCUCCCAGACCCCGGCUUUCAACAUCGGGUCAUCGAAGAACACGUUCAACGCGGCGCCAUCUGGACCGCACUCGAUUACUGGACGGAAGAUCAAGACCGCCAUCCGGCGCAGGAAGUAACCGUGGCAAGAGGAAUUUGAAACGCUGAUGGUCUUAGUAUGUGAAGAGUGGCACUAAGAUGGCUCCUCCUCAGGCCAGAUAGUUUUUGCUAUUGGAGUUUUUGUGUUAGACUGCAGAGAGAGGAAAUCCUGACCGUAAAAGAGGAAUCCAAAAGAGACUUUAAAACAAUCAAGCGAGAAUCUUCUGCUUAACAAUAAAACAAUAUAUUUUCAAAAAUCUGCAUCAUCAGCAAGUAUUUGCGCAUGACUU